Camellia sinensis is the source of this 2140-nucleotide messenger RNA. Its product is annotated as NADP-dependent malic enzyme. The record is from RefSeq and is a predicted model, not a curated record. Gene Ontology annotation, molecular function: NAD binding; malate dehydrogenase (decarboxylating) (NADP+) activity. Gene Ontology annotation, cellular component: chloroplast. Gene Ontology annotation, biological process: pyruvate metabolic process; malate metabolic process. NCBI's taxonomy places the organism in Eukaryota, Viridiplantae, Streptophyta, Magnoliopsida, Ericales, Theaceae.
GGUGAUUCCAAGCACGAGCCCAUUACGUGUGUUUUGCGUGUUGUUGAUUUGUUUGUUUUUCUCUGCUUUUUCUCAUUCGCAGAGUCGAGCUUUAGGUCUGUUUUUCAAGAGAAAGAGAGUGAGAGGAAAAAGAAAAGAAAAAAGGUUGUUGUGAUGGCGAGUAAAUAUACCAAUGGUGAGUUAGUCUCUAACAUGGAUGACAAAUAUGGUGUUGGUGGUGGUGUUGAGGACGUGUACGGUGAGGAUAGUGCCACGGAGGAUCAACUUGUCACCCCCUGGACUGUAUCUGUUGCUAGUGGGUAUACUUUGUUGCGCGAUCCACACUUUAACAAAGGACUCGCCUUCUCCGAGAAAGAGAGAGAUGCCCAUUACUUACGCGGCCUUUUACCCCCAGCGGUCUCAACUCAGGGGCUUCAGGAGAAAAAAAUAAUGCACAAUCUCCGCCAAUAUGAUGUGCCGCUGCAUAAAUACGUAGCAUUGAUGGAUCUUCAGGAGCGAAACGAAAGGCUGUUUUACAAGCUUCUCAUUGAUAAUGUUGAAGAGUUGUUGCCACUUGUGUACACUCCAGUAGUUGGCGAGGCUUGCCAGAAGUACGGGAGCAUUUACAGAAGGCCUCAGGGUCUUUUCAUCAGCUUGAAAGAGAAGGGGAAGAUUCUUGAAGUGUUGAAAAACUGGCCCGAGAAGAGUAUUCAAGUUAUCGUUGUGACUGAUGGUGAGCGAAUUUUGGGACUCGGGGAUCUUGGUUGCCAGGGAAUGGGGAUCCCAGUUGGAAAACUGUCGCUAUAUACAGCACUUGGAGGAGUCCGUCCUUCAGCAUGCUUGCCCAUAACCAUUGAUGUUGGCACAAACAAUGAGAAGUUGCUCAAAGAUGAGUUCUACAUUGGGCUCAGGCAAAAGAGGGCAACUGGGCAGGAAUAUGCCGAGCUUCUGCAUGAGUUCAUGUGUGCAGUUAAGCAGAACUAUGGGGAGAAAAUCCUCAUUCAGUUUGAAGAUUUCGCAAACCACAACGCAUUUGAGCUGUUGGCAAAGUAUCGGAAUACUCAUCUCGUGUUUAAUGAUGAUAUACAGGGUACAGCAUCUGUGGUACUUGCAGGGCUCAUUGCAGCUCUCAAAUUAGUCGGUGGAACCUUGGCUGACCACACAUUCUUAUUCUUGGGCGCUGGAGAGGCUGGAACCGGUAUUGCGGAGCUUAUAGCCCUCGAGAUAUCAAAAAAGACAAAUGCUCCUGUAGAGGAGACUCGCAAGAAGAUUUGGCUCGUAGACUCGAAGGGACUCGUAGUUAGCUCUCGUAAGGGGUCUCUUCAACACUUCAAGCAGCCUUGGGCUCAUGAGCAUGAACCUGUCAAGGAACUCUUGAAUGCCGUAAAGGCAAUCAAGCCAACAGUGUUGAUAGGAACAUCAGGAGUUGGGAAAACUUUCACAAAGGAUGUCGUUGAGGCCAUGACUUCCUUCACUGAGAAACCUCUCAUUCUCGCUCUCUCCAACCCAACCUCACAGUCCGAGUGUACCGCUGAAGAAGCUUAUGCAUGGAGUCAGGGUCGUGCAAUCUUUGCUAGCGGAAGCCCAUUUGAACCUGUCGAAUACGAUGGAAAAAUUUUCAUGCCUGGCCAGGCAAACAAUGCGUACAUUUUCCCUGGAUUUGGUUUGGGCUUGAUCAUGUCUGGUACAAUUCGUGUGCACGAUGACAUGCUUUUAGCAGCCUCGGAAGCACUGGCAGCUCAAGUGACCGAGGAAAACUACAAAAAUGGAUUAAUAUACCCACCAUUUACCAGUAUCAGGAAGAUAUCAGCUCACAUUGCUGCUAAAGUCGCAGCCAAGUCCUAUGAACUCGGUCUGGCUUCUCGUCUCCCUCGACCCAAGGAUCUUGUCAAGUUUGCUGAGAGCUGCAUGUACAGCCCGGCCUACCGCAACUACCUCUGAGUUGGGAAUUCUAUGAUAUGCAAUUUGGUAGCAAUUUUAGAAGAUUGGGGUGGUCCUGGUCUUGCUACUGGGUGUGGUGAAGCUUUAUGUUUCAUUUUUAGAUCAAAUAUGUUGUCAUUGUUUUUAUAGUUUUAUUAUAUUCAUACUUUUGGGAAGCAAUUUUGUUAUUAUCAUCUUCAGUACUUGUUAAGGAAAUAAACAACCACAAUUUUAUUAGUUA